Hyposmocoma kahamanoa is the source of this 5655-nucleotide messenger RNA. RefSeq lists its product as uncharacterized. The record is from RefSeq and is a predicted model, not a curated record. NCBI's taxonomy places the organism in Eukaryota, Metazoa, Arthropoda, Insecta, Lepidoptera, Cosmopterigidae. Gene Ontology annotation, molecular function: phosphotyrosine residue binding. The coding region runs from base 405 to 3968 and encodes 1187 amino acids. The transcript is spliced from 8 exons.
GGGACCUCGGCGAGCGAUGUCAAAAACCACGUUAUUAUCUCCCUUUAUACCACUAACCUAGUACGUCUGAAUUAAAGAUUAUUAACAGAAAUCCCUGAAGUUUCCUGAGCCACCGGUGCCCCAUACAUUGGCCCAUCCUAUUGUUAUAGACAGGAUCGAUUUCAUUCAAGAUUGUUUGAUCUUAUGAACAAUGACAUACGGUUGAUCGGCCAGUGACUCAUUAGUGCUAGUUUUUUUUAUCAGUGCUAUCUACAGACAUUUUCAACGAACAGCAAAAACUGUGACCUAUAAAUUUAAACAAAGACAGUUGCUAAAUGUGUUCAGUUUGAGGGUAAUGAACUGUGCAGGGAACAGUUUCGCGGAAGUGGCAGGAAUAAUAAUGGGAUGACACUAAAUAAAGAUUCAUGGAAAAGGUUUGGCGUCGAGUAGGUCUCCAUUCCUCUCGUAAGAAGAGGGAUGGAAGCGGGACGAGUCAGGAAGUGACAGCAACCGCGCCUCCGGAAGCAGAAUACCAAAAUAUUCAUACUUUGCGAACAGCUGACUUGAUACGACAAAGACAGGGGGACGAGAAAUCCACUCUUCGAUCUUCGUAUAUAAUCCGGAAUGGAGAUAAUUUCGUUUUAGUGGAGAGACGUCGUCGAAGGCGACGUAGAAGCGGUACUAGGGCUUCGUCAGGUGGAAGGCAUCAUACCCCGCCUGUGGAAGAGUCUACUCGUACGGAGCCAAAACGACGGCCACCAGCUCGUUUGAAACUAUUUGGUAUUCAAUGGCCUUUGCACUCUAGUGACUCCAGACAUACGUCGAUUACACGACGUUUCUGCCGCGGUCGUCGGUCACGCGAAGAUAACGAACUCUACCGAUCUAACAGCUUCAAGUUCGAACGAUUCGCGAGAGAACCGCCGGCUGAUGAAUCCGCUUCUGGCUCUCAGGCGGCAUUGUGUGCUGAUUACAGCGUACCCGUGGAUUGCGUAGGAGCGACAGCUGGUCCUGCCCCACGUCCCAGCUCUUUUCACGAGAUAUCUGCUCCUAAAGUUGAAUUUAUAGAAGCGUAUUGUACCCCACGCGACACAGCCCGCCGGUCGCCACAACGCAGCCGCCGGUCCAGAGAACCACGUCGGUCCCCCGAGAGCACUAGAUGGCGUUACGACUCCCGUCGAUCCAACUACGACUUUGAUUCCUGUCGACGACCUUACGAGUACGAAUCUCGAAGAUACUACGGGCGAGAAUUCGACGGAGAUUCUGGAAAGCGUGCGGAAUUUGACGCAGAAUCAGCCAGGCGACGUGCUGACUACGAAUCAGCCAGGAGAACAGACUUUGAUUUGUCUGCUCCUGGUGUAUCUAGGAGAAGCCCUGAUAGUGCACCAGAGGUUUCAACUGAAUCUCCGCCUGAACCGGCUCCGUCGGCAUCAUUAAGAAACGACAGGCAGUCUAGGCACCGUUCACAGCCGUAUUACGAAUCAGAAUCAUCUUCGGAAGGUCCAUCAUCGUCAACUGAAGAAGAAGAGGAGGACGAGUUUGGUGACUUUGAUCCAUUUGCUACAGCCCCAUCGUUGCACUCGCCUGAUAGCGGGCGUUCAGAUCCCAGAUACGCUAACGCUCCGCGCAGGAACCCAAGCCCUUAUUAUUACGGGGACCUAUUCAAGACUCAGCCAACGCAGCUAACUCCAUCUGCUCCAACGGCGUCUACAACUUCAUCGUCACGUGGUCCACGGUACAGAAAAUCAGCCAGUCUAGACGCUCCACACGUCGCUCCACGCCCAAAUCUGCCGAAACGAUUCUCUGUAGCUGAAGAUGGCUUCCGUGAGCUAGAACGGUCGUCGUCUUCGUCAGGUGAGAGCGCGUUGAUGCCGCCAAGGCGCCGCGGGCGCGACGCGGCCGGCUGUGCGUGGGCCGCGCGAGAAGAUGUAGAGGAGCAUUGCUCUUCUCGCAGCGUCUUUUACGUGCCGGCGCCGCUGCCCCGCUGGCCGCAAGAGAUGACCACACGACAGAUCUAUGAAACAGCGUUUGAUUGCAAAGUUGAACGUUCUGAUGAUGACCUCGAUGAUUUUGAUCGCGUCAGUAACCACCCAGCUCUUUUGCAAGCCGAAGAACGUAAAGUUAUUUCGUCUGCAUCGUCGGCAUUUGAAGCGGUGGAGCGUAGCGAACCAGAUUAUAAGGGUCGUCGCAAGGUGACCAUGAAGACAGAUAGUGUUCGGCGUUCAAAGAUUCCGACUAUUCGUCAGAAGAGAGAGAAUGAGACUAACCCUUCUGCCUUAUCAGAAGAAUUGGAAAAGGUACACAUUGAGGAGGGAGAUCGCAAUGCAUCAACGUCGCAACUUCCACUGCGAGGCUAUACGCCAUCGCCUCCAUCGACAGCACCUUUACCAACUAAAUUUCAACAAAAGGAUGGCUCUGCAAUGAACAGCAUAAAAAGUGCCCCGAACUUACCACAGUCUCAACCCGCCCAUCCUCGCUUAAAAGAUCUUAGAUUACCUGUAAAAUCACUGCGAGCUCGGGAAACGCCUACGAGCAGUGAUGCUAGCAUGGUCGACGUUAAGGGCUCAGAACAAGAUGUUGGACAACGUUUAAGAAAUUCAAGUCGCGAAUCUCGGGACGGAGAUGAUGACAGAGGGCAAUCAAAGGACGGUAUUUUUUUAGAGAUUAAGGGUCGACCCACUUCCGAUUCUGACACACCUGAAUUGAAUCGGUAUCCGGGGCCAAAGGGGGUCGGCCCUAUAAUGGAGUUUAAAGGUAGGCCAGUUGUCACGAGACCGCGUCGCAAAUAUUCCAGUACAGAAAGCAUGGCUACAAGCAGUAGUGGUGGUAGCAUGGAAUCGUUGCGAAGUAGUAAUAGUGAAGGUGAUCGGAGUAGUAGUAGUUCGGAAAGUAGGCAUUCAUCUUCUCUUAGCUCGCAUAGUUCAGAUUCUGGAAAUGUACCAUUGAUGAAAUCGCAUCAUAUGCAACUGUCGGGGUUUGGGCACCAUCCUACUAAGUUGCAUAUUCUUAGUCCAAUAUCCGACAAAUCAUCACAAGAGCCAGCAUCAGAGACCUCUGACAACAAUAAAAACAAUAACUCGCAAAAGGUUUCUCCUGAAGACAAUGAAAUUGGCAAUACGACACUACAAACUACAGUAGAGAUUGUUGCUAAACCUAAGCGACGUGCUUUGCAAAACCGAAACCUUUUGAAUCUCACAUUUAGACAUUCCACACCUGGAGACACUGAAAUUCAAGGCUCGGACAGUGGCAUAUCAAUUCAUUCAAGAGAAGGCGUGGAUUCCCGAAAUGCUUUCAUUAAUUUCAAAAACAGUAAUACUGAAGAAGAACGUAAGGACGAAGACGAGGAUUUUUCUGAUCUUCCAUUCGACAUGCCGAAAUUAAGAAGGCGACGCGCUGAAGCUGAAGCUGACUUACGAACUUUGCCAUUCGAUAUGCCAAAACUUCGUCGAAAGCUGCGUGGACAAUCCUUGCAGCUUAAUAAUGACUUUGGAGGACCUAUUUCUAAUGCCUCCUCUAGCCAAAGCGUUCAAGAUUUAAAUCAAGGAAACAAACAUAAAGCAAAAUUGACGUUGAAUUUCAAUAACGGUGGCAGUGGAUCCAGAUUUAAGGGUUUACAUUUGAAUUUGGGACCUAUAGCUCCACCUCGGGAUCUCGUUGACGCUUCUCUUCCACUUGACCGGCAGGGGUGGUACCACGGAACUUUGACGCGCGUUGAAGCAGAAGGUCUGCUUAGAGACGCUGAAGAAGGCGCAUUCUUGGUCAGGAAUAGUGAAUCUGCUAAACACGACUAUUCGCUUAGUUUAAAAUCGACUCGUGGUUUCAUGCAUAUGCGAAUUUGCCGUGGCACGGAAGGAUACACCUUAGGAGGUGCCAACACAGCAUUCACCACAGUUCCUGCUCUGAUGCGACACUAUGUCACAGCUCAGAGACUGCCUGUGAGGGGAGCAGAACAUAUGGCUCUGUCCACACCAUUGCAAGCCGUUAUGCUAUGAACGCAUCAAGUAUGAAAUUUGGUAGUAAUCAGAAAUCGCAAAGAUCAUGCGGUGACCAACCAAGUAAAUACGGUUGGUCAAAUUCGAAGUUCUCGGAAGAUGUAAAUAGAAGCAAUCAGAACCUGAAAGACAGAUGAUAUGUUUAGGUUCCUUCUCGUUUUGAUUGCUGAAGAAAGCACAAUUGCAAAGCAGGAGUUAUUUAUUGUAUUUAGCUUAGUCCCAGUGAAUACCAAAGAUUUAGUGCUUGGCAUCGUACACGUUUGCUAAGUACAUCGGACUUGUAAAUGUUACUGCUCAGAAUAAUGUAGAGGCACAAUCAUGCUGUAAUUUGUUAAUGCUAGUCCCAUACCGCAGCAACUUAUAUUAUGUAUUACUAUUUAUUCGCAUGUACUUUGUAAUCAAUAUUUAUUUCACAAUUAAUAAUAGCUAUAAAAUAGGUACUUUUCAUUAAUGCUUUGUAUUACGGUAUUACUCAUACAUUAUAUCACAAGGAUCAAUAUGUCAUAUUUCGUGUUAUGAAAGAUAGUAUAUAUUUAUCAAGUUAGCUACAAUAGGUUUACGUCAAACGAUAUGAUAAAAACUGAUGAACUUAUGUUUUGAAAGUCGUUAAUUUUAAUUGCUGCUAACUUUGUAGUUAGGCAUACAGCGAUUUGUAUUAUUAUCUUAUUGAAUAAGAUUGUAUAUUUACGGCCUAAUCUCAUUAAUUUCCUCUAAUAAUAAUCAAACUCUGAAAUUCAGAUUCGAGUUGUAGCGGCGUUAGCACCGCAGUGAAACUGUGAAACAUUUGGAAUAUUUCCACCUUUUAUAAAAGCAAGUUGUUUAACGAUGUUAUUCAACAAGGUCAAAAACAUAAUACUAGAUUGCAAAUGGCCGUGUAUGUAGAUAGCAAACAGUAGGUGUAUGUAUAGAUGUCAUUUACAUGUGAAAUCGAUUUAGAUUUUGAACCUACAGCCGUAUAGAAGACGGUUGUAUUUUGAUGUUGCUAAUAUACAUCCGUGACUCAUCUUUUAGGUUGGGCAGUCACGGAAUUUGUAUUGAUUUAGUUGUCAAUUUGGACACGAGAGGAAAGAUUUCCUUUUUGCAUUUUCAUCUGUAUUACUUAUUUACAUUUAGAUACAUUAACGGUAUAUACAGGAUUUAAAUCCACCCACACAUUCAAUCGAUGCAAAUGAAUAAAUUAAAAAAAAUUUAGCGUCAAAUAGAAUCAUUCUUCAAUAUUUUUAGCACUUAAGGUAACCCCAAUAUUAUAUGGCACAUAAACGUACUUUAAGACCAUAGAAAAGAUUGCACAUGUUAUAUAUCUUACACUUGGACUUAUUUAUAUUUUUUGUUAUAUUAGGAUUUAAGUAGGAUUACGGAAUGGUGAUCAUGGGGCCCUUGGAUCAGUAGGAAAAUUCUAUUCAUAGUUAUGACUUGCUUUUGUUCAAAAGACAACGAUAUAAACUUGAUUCAAAACCAUGAUGUGACUAUGUAUAGAGUAACAAGUUAUUGGAUGGUUGGAUUUUUCUGUGAUUUUGAUUUUCAUAAAAGCCAAAAAAAAUGUUGUGUGUAAAUUAAGUUGUUCGUAUUUGUACUAUGCUUUACUGAAGCUAACAUCCAGAUUAAAAAGUUGGUAACAACCUGAUCUCAAAUUUCUUCCUAUGGAUGUUUCAGUUACCUCUAGACUUAUUUUCUAUUAAUUUGUACC